Messenger RNA from Hyla sarda, 1605 nucleotides. It is a transcript of the gene PSMC2, whose product is annotated as proteasome 26S subunit, ATPase 2. Gene Ontology annotation, molecular function: ATP binding; ATP hydrolysis activity; proteasome-activating activity. Gene Ontology annotation, cellular component: proteasome regulatory particle, base subcomplex. Gene Ontology annotation, biological process: proteasome-mediated ubiquitin-dependent protein catabolic process. The coding region runs from base 120 to 1421 and encodes 433 amino acids. The transcript has 12 exons. Lineage: Eukaryota; Metazoa; Chordata; Amphibia; Anura; Hylidae. The record is from RefSeq and is a predicted model, not a curated record.
CUGUUUGUAUUGUCCUGACGCAGUUUCCGGUUGCACACGGAAGUUGUCCCCGGUUUGCUGUGUAAUAGCUGCUGGUUCUUGCUGUUCCUCCGUGUCGCUAAAUUGUUGCUUUUGUCACCAUGCCGGACUACCUGGGAACCGACCAGCGCAAGACAAAGGAGGAGGAGAAAGAGGAUCAACCUAUACGAGCUCUGGAUGAAGGGGAUAUUGCCCUGCUGAAGACCUAUGGACAAAGCACAUACUCCCGGCAAAUUAAACAAGUGGAAGAUGACAUCCAGCAACUACUUAAGAAAAUAAAUGAGCUCACAGGUAUUAAGGAGUCUGACACUGGACUUGCCCCUCCAGCCUUGUGGGAUUUGGCUGCAGAUAAACAAACCCUUCAGAGUGAGCAACCACUGCAAGUGGCAAGAUGUACAAAGAUAAUAAAUGCUGACUCAGAGGACCCCAAAUAUAUCAUUAAUGUCAAACAGUUUGCAAAGUUUGUGGUAGACCUGAGCGACCAGGUGGCUCCCACAGACAUAGAGGAAGGAAUGAGAGUUGGUGUGGACAGAAAUAAGUACCAGAUCCAUAUACCACUGCCUCCAAAAAUUGAUCCCACGGUGACUAUGAUGCAGGUGGAAGAAAAACCUGAUGUUACAUAUAGUGAUGUUGGAGGCUGCAAAGAACAAAUAGAAAAAUUAAGGGAAGUUGUUGAAACUCCGUUGCUUCAUCCAGAGCGAUUUGUUAAUCUGGGUAUUGAACCCCCUAAAGGAGUCCUUCUCUUUGGACCUCCUGGAACAGGAAAAACACUUUGUGCUCGUGCUGUUGCUAACAGAACUGAUGCCUGCUUCAUCCGAGUUAUCGGUUCUGAACUGGUUCAGAAAUACGUUGGAGAAGGUGCACGAAUGGUUCGUGAAUUGUUUGAAAUGGCCAGAACAAAGAAAGCCUGUCUUAUUUUCUUUGAUGAAAUUGAUGCUAUUGGUGGUGCUCGCUUUGAUGAUGGAGCAGGGGGUGAUAAUGAAGUCCAGAGAACUAUGCUGGAACUCAUCAAUCAGCUGGAUGGAUUUGAUCCUAGAGGAAAUAUUAAAGUAUUGAUGGCCACAAACAGACCAGAUACCUUAGACCCUGCCCUCAUGAGGCCUGGAAGGUUGGACAGAAAGAUUGAAUUCAGUUUACCUGAUCUUGAGGGGCGUACACACAUAUUUAAAAUUCAUGCCCGGUCAAUGAGUGUAGAACGAGAUAUUAGAUUUGAGCUGCUGGCACGUCUAUGUCCAAACAGCACAGGUGCUGAAAUCCGCAGUGUGUGCACUGAGGCAGGAAUGUUUGCGAUCAGAGCGCGUCGCAAAGUGGCAACAGAGAAAGACUUCUUGGAGGCUGUAAACAAGGUUAUCAAAUCAUACGCUAAAUUCAGUGCCACACCCAGAUACAUGACAUACAAUUAAAUCUUGUGACAAUGUGUUGGUAGACGACGCUUUGAUCUAGUUAAAUCUGCAAAUAUUCCCUUUAGCCAUAUUAAUAUGGGGUAUUACUCUGUUUGAAAAAAAUAAUCUGAAAUCGUUUUCAUGUUGUCAACUUAUACUGCAGAUAUUUUUGACUUUUCACCAAUAAAGAAAAACCAAAACAAAA